CCCCGCCUAUAAAGCAGAACAGGGAGCAGAGGCUGCCACGCGCCCUCCUGAGCCCCCCUGGUCCGGCAGCGCCUGGUCCCAGCUGCCCUUUAUCUCGCAUUCCCUGCAGGGAGCCUCUCCCCUGACAAGCUCCUCCUCCGGACGGACAAACCUGAAGAGCCAGGUCUGAGGGCUGGGCUCUCAGCUGGAGGAGCCGCCGUUGCUCCGGGCGGAGCUGCAGCAGCAGCAGAGAAGCGAAGGCCGGGAGGACCCCUCGCUUUACAGAUGGGGGCCCAGGCCCAGAGGUCACUCAGCUAGGAGAGCAGAGCUGGGCUCCCUUCCCCCGCAUGGAGGGCUCGCCUCCCCGCCCCACGUCCCCGGUGCUCCCCGAGGCUGGGGCGCUGCCCCCGGAGGACCCGGCCGGGGAGAUGCCAGAGGAGGAGGAUAUCGAGGCCCUCCUGGAGGAGAUGGAUUUCCUCCCCGGCCACUUCCACCUGGACCUGAACCUGAACUUUGAGCCAGGCUCCGGAGCCCCCUUCCGGGGCCGGGACAUGAAGCUCCAGCGGGAGAGCCUCCGGACCGAGCUGGAGCUGGAGGCCGGGCCUCUGCGGCACGCAGCUCGGAACCUGCUGGGCGUCUUCAGCUUCUACCUGGAGGAGCUGGAACUGGCUCGGGAGCUCUUCCUGCAGGUGACCCGGGAGGCCCCGGACAACCUCAACGCCUGGGCCAACUUGGCUUAUGUUUACGACCAGCUAAGCCUGGAGCAGGAGGGGGCCCGGUGCACCGAGACCCUGUCCGGCCUCAUGGGCCUGGAGGCCCCCGAAGAAGGGGCGGCCGACGGCGACCUCAAGCUGCGCGCAGCCCGGUGCCUGGCCGAGCAGGGCUACGCCUCGGCCUUCGACGUGGGCCUCCUGAGCCAGAGCGAGCAGGCCCAGAAGCUGACGGCUGGCAUCGCCCUCUACGACAAAGGCCUGGCCUACGGGCAGAAGAUCCCACUGGAGGAGAAGCGGAGCUGGUACUUCACGAUGGCGACUCUGUUCAUCAGGCUGGACAGCAUCUUAUUGAGCCAGGGUGCUGAGGAGCAGAAGAGGCUGCCCGCUUUUAACCGCACCCUCGGGUUGCUCCGAGAAGUGGUCAAGUCCUCCAGCACGCACCAUCGAGCUCUGGCCUGGUGCUAUCUUGGGAUGCUUCUGGAAAGGAAAGACGCCUUCUCUACCACCCCCAUGGGCGUGCAUGACUACGGCUACUCAGGGACCGACCCCCUGGACUGCUUUGGCAAGGCCAUAGAGAUUGCCAAGGACCACACGCCCACCUUGAAUCGACUGGCUAAGAUCUUCCAUUUCCUGGGCAAGCAAGACAUGGCCAUUGGCAUCUGCAACAUGGCUCUGGACAUCCUGCCAGAUCCCGAGCUCAACUGGCAGGCUUACUGCACGAGGGCCAAGAUCCACACCAAGGCUUAUCUGCGUGACUUGGAGCGGGCCAAGGCCGGGCUGGGAGGUCUGCCGGACAGGAAUCACCUCACUGUGGCCAAGGCUGAUCUGGAGGAAGUGGUCAAGGUGUGUCCAGGCCUAAAGACCUACCUGGACAUUGGUCAGGUCUACUAUUACAUGGGGGUGGACGCCGUGCAGGAGCUGCUGGCCGUGGACGAGUCGGCCCUGAACCAGGCCCUGGUCUUCUUCUCCAAGGCCAUGGAGUUGGACAUGGGGGAGACGCUGCCCGAGAUCCAGCUGCUGCGAGGCAAGUGCCUGCGGAUUAAGGGUGAGGAGCCCAACGCGGUGGAGUGCUUCAAACGUGCCAUUGAACUGGAGGAGAGCGGCUCGCGCCACACGGAGGGCUUCCGCUGCCUGCUGGAGACCCUGCUGGCCCUGCUGGGCCAGGCGCGCCGGAGCGCCAGCGAGCUGGGCCUCGAGGUGGACCUCUGGCUGCGCAAGGCCGAGGGCAAGUACCCGGCCGAGCGAGUGCGGCAGGAGCUGCAGCGCGUGUACCGCAGCCACACGGCCGAGGUGGUGGCCCUCGCCAAGGCCCUGGUGGCGCAAGGCCGGCUGCAGCUGGUCCGCCUGCUCUUCGACAGCAUGGAGGACCAGCGGAGGAAGCCGCGGCUGAGCGAGCGGUCCCUCUCCCUCUGAGCCCCGGGUGGGCCGGGAACCCCCGGCUGUCCCGUCCGGUUCGUGGGCGGCUAUCGACAAGUCGGAUGUGUCUAGGGAGCACCUGGGUAAAUAAAGAGCCAGCUGGUGUGGAAAGAACUUGAAGGUUCCAAAGUAUAAUCGGUGUGUUGGCAAGACUGAGCCCGGCAGGGAUUAGAAAGACUGAGCCCAGCGCGGAAGCCUUCUAAAAGUCCCACAAGCCAUUGCUGUCCUUCGGCAAAGAGACAUUUUCCACUGUCCACCUAGCUGAGCAGACGUCCCAUGUGUGGAAGGCCCUUCCUCAUCCCUUCUACCUUUUGGAAUUCUGGGGGUCUUCCAAAAUAGGGUGGAGGGGCUACCUCCUCCUGCCUAAUCUCAGGAAGUUACUUGUAUUUCUUUGUUUGUGUCUCAUGUACUUAUCCCUGUCUGCGGCUGUAAGCCACCUGAGGGCAGUUUGUUUUUAUCUGUGUAUUGCCAGUGUCUUGUACACAGUAGGCACUGAAUAAAUGUAUGCUAACUUGACUUUAUACA
Messenger RNA from Sarcophilus harrisii (Tasmanian devil), 2633 nucleotides. It is a transcript of the gene TTC22, whose product is annotated as tetratricopeptide repeat domain 22. Gene Ontology annotation, molecular function: protein binding. Bases 327 to 2105 code for a protein of 592 amino acids. The transcript is spliced from 7 exons. NCBI's taxonomy places the organism in Eukaryota, Metazoa, Chordata, Mammalia, Dasyuromorphia, Dasyuridae. The record is from RefSeq and is a predicted model, not a curated record.